Messenger RNA from Rasamsonia emersonii CBS 393.64, 393 nucleotides. RefSeq lists its product as uncharacterized. The transcript has a single exon. The annotation marks the transcript as partial. The record is from RefSeq and is a predicted model, not a curated record. Lineage: Eukaryota; Fungi; Ascomycota; Eurotiomycetes; Eurotiales; Trichocomaceae.
GCUGCCCGUCAGCAGCAAGAGGCUGAGAUGGAGCGUCUCCGCCAGCAGGCCAACAGGAGCAGUCGACCGCCUCUUGGCCGUGGAGAUGCGCGCAAUUUCUCCGGCGAUUUCCGGAAUCAGCAACCUCCUCAGGACUAUGCGUCCAGCAAGGUCGGAAGUGACGACCUCCGGCGACUCAAGACGGCGCGAAGCUCGAACCAGCCCCCGUCGUUUGGGCCGUCCAGCAUGUUUGGCUCUCGCAGCAGCAGCGGUCGCAAGAACCUAGGCCCUGGUGGCAACUUGGUGCGCGGCGGUGAGGACAGCGGAGCUAGCAGCCGGACGGGCACUCCGCCUGCUGGAAAGGAUAAGAAGGAAGACAAGGAGGCUGCAUCGUCUAUCAAUGCAUUCAGGUAG